Molecule: messenger RNA, 7317 nt
Organism: Plectropomus leopardus (leopard coralgrouper)
Lineage: Eukaryota; Metazoa; Chordata; Actinopteri; Perciformes; Serranidae
Gene: zdhhc5a
Product: zDHHC palmitoyltransferase 5a
Biological process (GO): protein palmitoylation
Molecular function (GO): palmitoyltransferase activity
Source: RefSeq, a predicted model, not a curated record
AAAUAUGUCGGCCUCUGGGAAUCUCUUGGCCACCAAUAUUGUGGAUAUAUGAGAGGAGCACGUAAUUGUUUUGGGAAUAUACAUCCACUUCUGAACUUCCGUGUUGGUGCAGCGGCCUGCCUGCAGACAGAUGCUAGUUAUUUUAAAAGAAGUUAAGAAACCCAAGCAGCUUCCACCUCUAGCUAACAGCUAGUUAAGAUAGCUGCGUGUAGUAAAAUAACGACAGGCGUAUCGGACUCCGGCAAGCUAGCCAAACAUUUAACUGUAUUAGCUUGGCGCUGGGAUAACUUUAGCUAGCCACAACAGGAAGACUCGCACAGCUUGCUGGCACCGCUGAAUGAGCCGUAUGGAUCAUAAUGGAUGUAAGGAGUUGUCUCUGCUGAUUUUAAUCUCAAGAGGAAAUAACACGAGGGAGACUGGCACAUCCCAUUCACCGUUUUUGGACCCAGGACAAUUGUAAAACCCUUUACAGGUUCAGCAUCCUGACCAACCACUGGACUAGUUUCUCUUCUUUUGUGAUCCAGUGUGACCUUUGGAAGUUGAUAUUCAGUACUGCCACCUCUGUGUUUCAUCCAUACACACAAAGCGGCCCAAAUCAACAAUCAGAGAGGCUACUGAUCAGCACAGAUCCUGUUUUUGAGGUUGGAGAAGGAUUCUUAAAACCUGAAGAACCUCAAACGGCCCCAGGAAUCUUAUUUUCCACACAUAGAAGCCUCAAUUUUUCACAUUUUUGUUGAGGUCAUUGUUAGGACGUUGGCCUGGAGAGGCUGUAUCCGCCAAGGGAUUGUGGCGGGAGGGUGUUAUCCAAGCGUCAGUGCUCACCGCUGGGGAAGGAAGCAGAGGGAAGUCCCUGGAAGUCCCUGGAGAAGAGGGCAAAGCAGAAAACGGCCUGCAGCUUAAAGGCUGACGGUUACGUAACUAACAGGCGCGGCUGUCCACUAACACAGUGGAACGAGGAAACCAGUGGGGAAACUGACUUGUUCUAUGUUGCCAUUCCUGGCUGAUGUAUGAGAUAUCAUCAUCUAUUCACACCUAAUCCCCAGCGUUCCGAAUCAGCGCAGCAAUUUUAGGUUUUUCUCAAACAUUUCAGUUUCAUGGAUACUAAUGGAUGUUCUACUGGAUUUUCCUCCAAAUGUUUUGGAAAGAACCACGCCACUUCCUGUUUUUUGUCUUCCAAUCACAUCCCUGGAGCAGCUGGCAGGUGAGGUGGUUUGAACCAGCCACCGGCGGGGUUUAGGGAUGCCCCGACACAGGAAAACCAGGCUACUCCACUGGCCCGCUUACAGACUGCUGUUUCUAAUACGAGUCCUGGACUGAAAGCAAAUAGUCCCCAGGAGCAAGGGGUGGUCCCUUUUUAUUUACAAGACUUUUCACACAUUGCUGCAGCUGCCCAGACUGCUCAUCUCUGGGUGCGAAAACUUUAAAUAGAAGUGAAUGGGAAUUCCCAUAUGUUUUGCUAGCAGAGACGUAGCUACAGACACGCCGCUUUCCCAUUUUAGGUCUUGACCUGCACUUUUUCUAAGCUGAGAAAAAGUUGACAUCCCAGCCUUUUUUCUUUCAACUUUCCCCCCAAGCUUUUUAAUUUUCUUUCUGCCUCAUUUCAUUUCUUGCGCUCGCUUUUUUUUCCCCAUCAUGUAAGUCCAUCUCCUACCAAAACAGGCCUACCUCUGCCAACUCUUGUACCUCACUAAACUCCCAUUUUUAUAGACCAAUCAAAUCAAACUGGACGAGUUCGAGGACGUUCACGACAGGUUCAAAAGUUUAGCUGAGGUUUUCUGUCUGUUAGGAUUUUAUUAAAACACAAAAUCGCUUCACUUAAUUAUUUUUUAAUGUAAGGGUCCAAAUAUUUUUUUAAAUAUCUUAAUAAGAGCCAUUUUUUUAUUGCACUAUUAUCAUGUUUUUCACUAAGCCUUCAUUCACCAUGCAGAUGUCCGCUUUUUAGACUGAUUUGUACAAGCACACCUCUAAGAAUCAUUACUUUCUGUUGCUUAUGUUUGUAAUUAUUGUCACGUUGGGCAGAAGAGAGUCAAACUAGUUUUUACCUGUAAGCGAUAUCAGUCCGGAAACCUCCUCCUCUUUACAAUCAGUGGCUUAUUUGUUCAUCCUGCCCUCCCACCUGUUUUCUGGCUGACGGGAAAACAAGGCUUUUACAUCAGAGCGACUUGUAAGCUUCUUUUAAUCUCACAGACACACAGAGUAGAUCAGGAUUGACCUAAGAACCUAAAAAAACAAGCGAUCGCUCCUCCUCCCCGCUCUUGUUUUCCUCCUCAAUUAUCCCUCCACCCCUUUUUUUCAUCUGUCCUUUUACAUUUUUUUUUAUUUUGCCAAUCCAUAAUUGUUACCCACAAACUACAAAACCACUCAGCUCAACUCACCUAAAGGAACUCUGAAUGAUAACUUCUUCAGCAUAGUGGUUACUAAACGGACAAACACACAACUACUCAAAGGAAGUGAUGCCAGGUGGCAGCAGUAAGAGUGUAGGGCGGGGUCCGUCCUCGUCGCCCCUCCCCCACGCCGUGGUCCCGCCCAGCAGACCCCUGAGACCCUCCCGAUAUGUCCCGGUGUCGGCAGCCACUUUCUUCCUCGUUGGCUCCACCACGCUCUUCUUCUGCUUCACGUGUCCGUGGCUUUCAGAGCGUUUCUCGGUAGCGGUGCCAAUCUACAAUGGAGUCAUAUUCCUGUUUGUUUUGGCUAACUUCUGUAUGGCCACAUUCAUGGACCCCGGCAUCUUCCCGAGAGCUGAGGAGGACGAGGACAAGGAGGACGAUUUUCGUGCUCCCCUCUACAAGACUGUGGAGAUCAGAGGGAUCCAGGUCAGGAUGAAAUGGUGCUCAACCUGCCGCUUCUACAGGCCGCCACGGUGCUCCCACUGCUCCGUCUGCGACAACUGUGUUGAGGACUUCGACCACCACUGUCCCUGGGUGAACAACUGCAUCGGCAGGAGGAACUACCGCUACUUCUUCCUCUUCCUCCUGUCUCUGACGGCUCACAUCAUGGCCGUGUUUGGCUUUGGCCUGCUUUUUAUCCUCUACCAUCGCCAGAGCAUCGACCGCCUGCACGCCAUUGUCACGCUGGCUGUAAUGUGUGUUGCGGGCCUGUUCUUCAUCCCUGUUGCUGGUCUUACUGGUUUCCACAUAGUGCUUGUGGCUAGAGGAAGGACUACCAAUGAACAGGUAACAGGGAAGUUCAGAGGAGGUGUUAACCCUUUCACCAACGGCUGCUGGAAGAAUGUCUCCCACGUCCUCUGCAGCUCACAAGCACCCAGGUAUCUGGGCAGAAAGAAGUGUGUGCAGAGUGUGUGCGUGCAGCCUCCUUUUCUGCGGCCACAGCUGACAGAGGCCCAGCUGGCUGCAAAGAUCCUGGACAAUGGCAUACAGGGAGACCUGCACCGGUCCAAGUCCAGUCUGGAGAUGAUGGAGAGCCAGUCAUGUGACGCUGAGCCUCCUCCUCCUCCUAAACCAGAGCUCCGCUACCCUGGGAUCACCAGAGGAAACACAGAGGAGUGCAGUCUACUGAACAAAGCCCCUCCCACCCCCACCAUGUACAAAUACAGGCCCACCUACAGCCCCGGCAAGAACCACACAGCGCUCACACAUGCAUACGCCAACCAGUUAAGUCGAGGGGAGAGUGUUGGCAGUGCCAGGGACUCCUCCUCCUCCACCUCCUCCCUCCUUCAGGCCAGCCAGCAGCCUGGUUUCCGCUCCCAGCCCAGCCUGGACCGGAGGGACACUUCGUCUGACAGAGUGGGAGGGGGAGAAGGUGGGGAGAGGAGAGAGGGAGGAAGAGAGGCGGGGGGAGGGGGCAUCCCUGGCUACUCCCUCGGCGGACGCUCGUACCCCUCCUUCUCCGACCCUACGGUUCUGUCGGGAGUGGCUUCACGAUCUUCCAGCUCCACGCACACCUCAGCAGGCGCCGUCCACGUCUCCGAGGCAACCACCACCUCAGCCAGCUUCAAGAGCUUAGCCAAUCAGACACCCCCGCCUCACCACCCGUCCCGCAACGGGAGCCUGUCGUAUGACAGCUUACUAGCAGGUGGUGACGAGUUCGACAAAGGGGUGGUAGCGAGUUCAGCAGCCCCUGAGGUUUCCUCCGCGAGACCCUGCACGCCAGCAGCGGGCGGCUACAACUCCCCGUUCCUGUCGUCACAACAGAGAGAUGCUGAGAUUCACUCCCAGUCCUCCCAGUCCCCCCAUCACUACCACCGCACCUCCCACCACCACCACCACCACUCCUUCCUCCAUCGCUCCUCCUCCUCCACGUCCUCUUCCCCACCGCCUCCUCCAGAGAGGGAGCGCCUGUUGGGCGAGCCCCACACCGGUGCUCACCCACUGCCUGCUAACCAGGCCUCGGCUCCCCCUCCCUCCUCCUCUGCCCCGCCUCCCCCACACCAUCAUCACCACCACCAUCACCACCACCACCACGCCCAUCAUCACCACCACCAUUCCUCCUCCUCUUCCUCUACCUCCCGCCCUCCCCGCUUCUCUGCCCCUCACACACAACCCCACCACGCUUAUCCCUACCGCACCCGCUCCACUGACACCCCUCUGGGAUCCUCCACCACUUCCACAACCCACCCUCCCCGCUCCCCGCACCCACCACCUCUGGGCAAGUCACUCUCUUACUCAAGUGCAGCCGCCGCUGAAAUGCAGUACCGGCUGGUCCGAAAGGCUUCUGCGUCAGCUGGAGCAAAUGCGGCGGGGGUAGGAGGAGGAGGAAGUGGAGGGAUGGGAGGAGGAGGAGGAAUACAAGCGCCGAAGGAUGAGCUGAUCCAGAUGAAACCUCUGAGUCGGACCAACGGCGGCCAGCCCUUCUCCUCCACCUCCUCCUGCUCCGCCCCUUCCUCUCCCUCUCACCCAGUCAGCGUGUCUGCCCGGCCCGGAGUGGCCUAUCCCAGCUCGGCAUUGGUGCAGAGUCCCGCCCACAAGCCUCAGGGUGGCGGGGUGAAGAAGGUGACGGGUGUCGGGGGCACCACCUAUGAGAUUUCUGUCUGACUGGCAGCCAGCCUCCCGCUUGAGGACCAGUGACAAGAAGAGGAGGUAUUACCGUCUCCUCCUGCCUUUGAGGGAGAGAUCUUGGUUUUUGUAACACAACAAGCCACUGACAGACUGUCGACCAGGACAUCUGAGGAUGAAUUGAACCAUUUUGUCCAGAUCUCACUCCUCGCUGGCUGAUUGAUGGUGGAGCUAACAGUCCUGCCUCCAGACAUCCGACUCAGUAACUCUGCUGGUAAAAUGAGAGGAAAACCUGCACUGAUGUAAGCCAGGACUUUCUGGCACUGAGCUAUACAAGACUAUUCUUUGGGAUCUCACUGGACCAAACAAGAAUGACGGUUUGGCUCGUUUUUUGUGGGUUUCAUCCUCACUGUAGCUCAGAAGGUAGCAGGAGGCACUGGUGUGGUCAGGUCUGGGUGUCACAUUAUAAAAGUAUAGCAGCGCAAGGCAUCACCACUGCCAGGGUGAGGAGUUUGAUCCACACUGGGGUCACCGGUGAGCUCUGGAUUUGGGAAUUUGAAAACUAUGUGUAUGACAGUCGGAAUCAGCACUUUUGCACUGAAGCUGCAUUUAGGUAAAAAGUGGUGCAUAUGCGUAAUAUUUCACCAUUUUUAAGCUCACAUUUAGAUCAUUGAACACAAAACCCUAAGGUGAUUAUGGUAUAAUAAAGAACACGUUUAUGCACAGUCUGUGGAACCCGAUCAAAAUCAAGGUAGAAUCCAUUCAAAGUUAAGGGCUUCCCAUAGACAACAACUUAAGUAUAAACUAAAUAAGUAAUCAGCCAUAUAAGAUGAAGUCAUAGCUUGUUCUUAAAGGAAUACUUCACCACAAAUUGACCAUUUGUAUAACAAUUACUCACUGCGUGUUAAGUUGAAUUUAUGGAGAAACCUUUUUCUCAUAAGCCUCUACGACAACAAAUAAAUUCUUCAUGAAUUGUUAACAGGGAUUGUGUUUAGAACAGCAAAACUAUAUUAAAGCGUCUGUUUCCAAACUCUUACAUAAGUCAAGCAGUAUAUUUUAAGUCUCAUAUGUCCAGUAGUAUGCUCUGUACUUCCCAAAACACGAGCAGUUUCGCUAAAACAUGUCAGUUUAAAGGGCGUCUGGGCAAACAGUCUCAUGCUCAGCUGAGUAGUGUACCUAUGCACAUGUGCAUUUGAACUCCGCUCAAGUGGAGCUCAUGCACAUGCAUGUGCUCAGGGUGCACUACUUGCAGACAGAAUUAGGGUUGCUCUCUAAAAGUCGAAGAUUCGAAACAUCAGAUGGCAACCCCUGAGUCAAAUGAGAUUUCUUUUUCAAGAUUUGUAUUUAUUUAUUAAUUUAUUUUGAUGGGUAGUGUGCAGUUUAAUUCUGGUGACGUUUCGGUCUGCAGGUGUAGCUGCAGGGUGAUGCAGGCAGCUGCAGACCCAGGGUGAGUCUGACAUGGAGGCUUUGCCUGGUCAGACUCAGAGAUAACGUUAUCUUCUGCCUCCUGCUUAGAAGUGAUCUCUAUAGUGUUGGCAGCAAAUGUUGUUACACAUUUCAGAUUUGUUGAUAGCGUACUUAGCACGCAGUAGUUUUCAGGGCUAACUUGGCUUGUUUAUUAUAUUAUGUGAUCUUCGCUGUCACCCUGAACAACCAGCGACCCUUGUUCAAUCUCUCAAACUUCGUAUGGAAAAAAAAGAACAAAUAGUUGAACAUUCCUAUUUGAAUUUUUGAUUUUGAUUUGAUUUAUUUCCAAUGUGUAAAAAAAGAAAAGACAAAUGAUUUUGCAAACAAUCAGACAGGCAAAAAGGUAAUGAAAUAAAAAAUAUUAAGCAAAAAUACAAUGAAAAACAUUAAGCAAAAUAAACGGUCAACCACAUUAUGAUUUGGUUUACACAUGCGAAAAGGUGUGAGAAGAACUACAAACUUAUUUAAUCACACCCCUUUUCGAUAAUAAAUACAUUUUUUCGAUAAUCAAUAAACAUAUAUUCAAGAUUCAUUUUAUGUUAUUUCACUGAGUAUUCACAUACACAGAAUGAAACGAAAUGUUGUUUCUCACCAGCUCAUUCCAGUGCAUUUGAGUUCUGUGCAUUUAAAAAGGCAGUUAUAAAUAUACUAAAAACAACUAUAAAGCAAAACACCCACAAACCCAAAAUCAAAUAUCUACAACUUUUCAUUACUAUUUACAGAAAAAAGCUAGGAAACUAGGAAAUUUCACUGCCAGCCAAAUUCAAUCUGACUGACAUUAUUUCGUGUUGAUAUGACCCUAGACAGAAGUGUUUUACAUUGUAGUGUUUAAGCAAAAAUGCAUGUGUUUGGGUAGCACUGAGAAUACGAUUGGAUAAAUGAGACUUGGAUUAUCUUG